Messenger RNA from Bufo bufo (common toad), 4123 nucleotides. RefSeq names its product FA complementation group I (gene FANCI). The record is from RefSeq and is a predicted model, not a curated record. Gene Ontology annotation, biological process: DNA repair. Gene Ontology annotation, molecular function: DNA polymerase binding. The coding region runs from base 84 to 4052 and encodes 1322 amino acids. Lineage: Eukaryota; Metazoa; Chordata; Amphibia; Anura; Bufonidae. The transcript is spliced from 38 exons.
GCCAGAUUCAGAACCCGCGCUCUGGUAUUAGGAUCGCUAGGACUGGUCGCCGGUGCCCGGAUUGGGGCUAUUUACCAGACAGUAUGGACCAGAAAAUACUGUCUUUAUCCGCUGAGAAGAAAACUGAUGGACUUCAGCGUUACCUCCAGAGCCUGAAAAAUGCAGAGCUGGUAAACGUCAUCACUAAACAUGCAGUGAAUGGCAAAGAACUUGGCGCGCUAUUACGUGGUAUUUUUAAAGGGUCUCCAUGUUGUGAAGACACAGGGGUGUGCAGGAGGAUUGCCAUCUAUAAGCACUGUAUAGAACUCGUGGAGUCGGGAGAUUUGCAGAAAGAAGUGGCAGCAGAGAUGGUGGGCCUAUUAAUGCUUGAGGUUCAUCAGCUGCCAGCACCAUCUCUUCUUGAACUGGCCAAUAUAUUUCUUGAUUCAGUGAAAGCUGGAAAGAUGUCCAGUGGAAAAUCUUUGGAAUUGUUUCCAAAUGUGCUCAAAGCUCUGUCAUCAAAGGAGACCUUGGUCUAUGGCAAUGGUGAGAUAACAGGAGAAGAAUGCAAGAAGCAGAUUAUAAACAGCCUUUGCUCCAGCAGGUGGGAUCCAAAAUGUGUAAUUUUCCUUACAUCAAUGUUUAGAGACGUGUUACUAAGUACAGAAGAACUUCAGUUUGUUGUGGAGAAAGUUUUGAGACUGCUGUCUAAGGUAGACCUUCAGGAGAUGCCCCCGCUGGUUUACCAGUUGCUGCUGAUUUCUGCAAAGGGUAGUAAAAAGAACAUUCUAGAAGGAGUUAUCAAUGUUUUUAAUGAUUUGGACCACCAGUUGAUGACUGAGGAAAGUAACGAAGACUCUUUAGAUCUGAUUGAUUCAACACUACCAAAAGAACAACUUCGCCAAGUUGAGGGUACCAUUAUUUUACACAUCGUCUUUGCAAUUAAAUUUGAUCAGGAUCUCGGUCGAGAGCUGGUGAAGGCUGGGCAGCAAGGAGACUCAAGCAAAUUCUUAUGUCCUUUCAGUGUUGCACUCUUGUUGUCUGUGUCCAGAAUACAAAGAUUUGAGAAACAGGUAUUUGAUUUCCUGAAAAGUACCAUUUUGAAAGGUUUUAAAGACUUUCAGUUUCAGCAAGGCUCAAAAUUUCUACGUGAUUUAGUGCCAGAGCCGCCCUGUGUCUCAACGAUGCUCCUUGAAAUUGUGAAAAACAGUGUAUUCGGCUGGGACCAUGUCACCCAAGGGCUUGUGGAGCUUGGCUUUCUCUUAAUGGAUUCAUAUGGGCCUAAAAUCGCUCCAGGUGCCAAGGUGUCAGAGGCAACUGUAGGAUCACCAAGUCAACAGGCCAGUCAGCUUGGGUCGAAAAUUGUACUAGAAACCUUCAAGGUUCAUGAGCCAAUAAGAAGUGUGAUUUUGGAGCAGGUCUUAAAUCGUGUUAUUACUAAGGCAACGUCUCCCACAAGUCAUUUCAUAGAUCUUCUCUCGGACAUUGUACAUGCAACACCUCUUAUAAUGCAGAAUUCAUCCUCUAAACUGACUGCAACAUUUGAACAUCUCUUUCACUUGUCAUUUUCCACAGUUCAGGGUCUACUUAAAGCUUUACAGCCAAUUUUAAAAAUAAAUGUAUCUGUAAGGGACAAUGUCAUCCUUGUUCUGAGGAAGGCGAUGUUUGCGAGUCAAUUAGAUGCCCGGAAGUCCGCAGUUGCUGGUUUCCUGCUCUUGCUUAAGAACUUUAAAGUCCUGGGGAGCUUGUCCUCUUCUCAGUGUAGCCAAGCCAUUGGCGUGAGCCAGGUGCUGGUGGAUGUCCAUACUCGAUACAAUUCAGCUGCAAAUGAAGCUUUUUGCUUGGAAAUACUAGGAUGUCUGAGAAGAUGCUUGAGUCAGCAGGAAGACAUUCGACGUAUUCUUUAUGAGGGGUUUUAUGAUGUUAUUCGACGGAACUCACAACUAGCCAGACCUAUCAUACACACACUUGUGGCUCAGUUAAAGAAGUACUAUGAACCAGAGCCUGACUUGUUGCCACCUUUGAAGCUGGAGAAGUGUAUCACUGCCCAGAAGGAACAGAUAAUACUGCAGGAGCCAUUGGCACACUUGCUGAGCAGUAUUCACUGUUGCCUUAACUGGUAUAAACAAAGGAGCAGUUUACUGCAGGAAGGAGAAGCAGAUGAUGAUGAGGAAAAUAUGGCGUGUCAGCAAGAAAUUGAUGAGAUACUGGGAUCCAUAACCAGGAGAAUGACCAAAUGCGAUCUGGAGGAGUUCGAACUGGACAAGUCAGCCGACUUCUCUUUGUCAUCUGGAGUUGGGAUGAAAAAUUAUAACUACGCCGUUCUGGUUAUGGGAGUUUGUGAGGUGCUAAUAGAGUACAACUUUUCCACCGCAGACUUCAGUAAAAGUAAGUUUGAAGAAAUAUUGGGAAUAUUUAAGUGCUACAGCAAACUGGUUGACAUCUUAAAGGAGAAAUCUGCAAAAGGAAGAUCAGCAGGCAGCAGUAAAGCAUACAGGAGCUUGCUGUCUAUGGGAUUUGUUUCCACACUUUUAACAGCGUUGUUCAGAGAUAGCAUGAAGAACCACGAGGAAAGUCUUAGCGUGCUUCGAUCUAGCUUAGAUUUCAUGAGAUACAUUGUUAGCAUUGCACUGCAGAAAAUUCAGCAACUGAAGGAGACUGGGUUCACAGAUGGAGCUGAUGGUCAGAAUAAUGAGAAGAUGUUCCACAGCAUCUGUGAGAUAACCAGGGUGUUAAUGUGGAGAUAUACUUCAAUACCAUGUGCAGCUGAGGAUUCUGGGAAAAAGGACAAAGGAAAGAACAUCUCUUUGCUAUGUUUGGAGUGCUUGGUGCAAAUAUUUUACACUGUCCAGCUACAUUAUCAGACAAAGAUCUCACAGUUUCUUACUGCACUGGAUGAUGAAGAUGAGGGGGAUGCUGGUGCAGUAAACGUCUUGGAAAAAACAUCUUUGCUGAUUACACAGUUUCAGAGAUCCCUUACAAACCAACUGAGCUCUGGAGAAGAUGACUUUAACAGCAAGGAAGCUGUGAUGCUAGUCAGUAUCCUGUCUACAUUAUAUAGGUUCUUGGACACCUCUUCUCAGCAGUUUGUACAGAUUCUGUCAUGGACGGUGAAGAUCUGUAAAGACACCGAGCUAGAGGAUGUCCAGUUCUGUAAAGGAAUCUUGACACUUCUCUUCAGUAUGCAUUCCUUAUACAAGAGCCCAGUAAGUCUGCUUCGUGAGCUCUCUCAGGACAUCCACGGACACCUUGGAGAUAUUGAUCAGGACAUUGAAGUUGAAAAACAAUCACAUUUCCGGAUCGUAAAUGUAAAGACAGCAGCACCUACUGUCACUCUUUUGGUCUUGGGUCAAGCUGCAAAGGUGCUGGAUGAAGUGGACUGGCUGAUUACAAAACUUAAAACACAGCUUGGUUCAGAGAAGAUGCCUGCUGAUGGCACCCAGGCUACAAAUCCAAGAGAACCAGUGGAGAAGGCAAUCAUCCUUCAGCUCGGGACCUUAUUAACUGCAUGUCAUGAGCUGGUCCAGACGGCACUGCCAGCAGGAAGUUGUAUGGACACUUUGCUGAAAGAACUUACAAAAAUGUACACAGUCCUAACAGCCCUUGUCAAAUAUUAUUUCCAGGUUUUCACUAGUCAUGCAGGAAAGAUUCCAGCCCGUUUGGAGAAGUUGGUUAAGCUGUCUGGCUCGCACCUCACACCACAGUGUUAUGCAUUCAUUACAUAUGCACAGAGUAUACAAAAUGAAAGUAUUUCAGGAGAAAAGAAGAAAAAGGAGGAUGGGGCUGUAAUUUCUACGGCCAAAGUCCUCAGAGACACCAAGCCAAUUCCAAAUUUGAUUUUUGCUAUUGAAAAAUAUGAGGAAUUUCUUAUAAAAUUAUCUAAAAAGUCAAAGGUUAAUCUGAUGCAGUACAUGAAGCUUAGUACCUCCAGAGACUUCAGGAUCAAUGCAGCCAGCCUGGAUGUGGCUCUGCAAGAAAAAGGGUCGGAUGAAGAGAAUGAGGUGAACAAUGAGCAGUCUGUGUCUGAACAAAGUGAAAGUCAAGAACCAAAGAGGAAAAGAAGGAGGAAGUAACUGCCCGACCAGGCACUUCAUGCAACUUUAUUUACAGUUUUUUUUUUUGUUAAACUGACAUUAAAUUGGUG